Messenger RNA from Drosophila subpulchrella, 3056 nucleotides. Its product is annotated as protein disconnected. The transcript is spliced from 2 exons. The record is from RefSeq and is a predicted model, not a curated record. Gene Ontology annotation, biological process: regulation of DNA-templated transcription. The coding region runs from base 573 to 2321 and encodes 582 amino acids. NCBI's taxonomy places the organism in Eukaryota, Metazoa, Arthropoda, Insecta, Diptera, Drosophilidae. Gene Ontology annotation, cellular component: nucleus.
CAUUCGAAGAAGUGGAUCUCUCCAGUCCCUGCUCUCCGCACAUCCGCAUCUUCGCAUCUUCGCAUCUUCGCAACUCCGCAUCCGCAUUCGAAUUCGCAUCCGCAUAUCCGCGCGUCCACUUCUCGCUGCCUGCCGCGCGUGUAUGCGUGCGUGUGUGUGUGUGUGUGUUUUUGGCUCGAUUCGAUUGUACCGCAAAAUAGCAUGUGCAUAUGCCAUACGCCUGUGUUUGUAUGUGCAUGUGCGCCCAGUGAACGACCAACUUUUUUAAUAUCGAGCGAAAUGAAACAAAAAUAAAUGCACGUCGGCAUGAAAACAACAAGAGAAACAAAUAGAAAUACCAGUCAAACAGUGAAUUCAACCAUCUGAAUUUAAUAACUUUUUGGAAACGACACCCCAAACAUUUUUUUAAAUGGCAAACCUGUGACAAAGUGAACAGCAAUUAACACAACAACAGCAACAAACCAAAAUACACUGCAAUAAACAUAGGCAACUUGCUGCCAAAGUAGCAAAAGCAAAAGAACCACCAUCACAUCAUCGCACCAUAGCAACUCAGAUCCACCACAGACGACGACAUGGAGCACAUAAUGAAUCCGUUCAUGUCACCGGCUUAUCUGCUGGGCCAUGCCCCACAUCCCCACCAGCAUGUGCACUCCCAUGUGGGGCAAUCGCAUCCCAGCCAGCAGCCGCAUGCCGCCUCCUCGCCAGCCAGCUCACCCGGCGGAUCCAGUGGCUCCGGAUCGGGGGGAUCGGGCUCUGGCUCGGGAUCCUCCCUGAAGCCACGUCGCUGGGGCUCACCGCCCAUCAACCUGGCCGGCCAGUUCAUCAAUCCGGCGACGGGCAAGAAGCGGGUGCAGUGCUCCAUAUGCUUCAAGACCUUCUGCGACAAGGGCGCCCUCAAGAUUCACUUUUCGGCGGUGCAUCUGCGCGAGAUGCACAAGUGCACCGUGGAGGGUUGCAACAUGGUGUUCAGCUCGAGGCGUUCGAGGAAUCGCCAUAGCGCCAAUCCGAAUCCCAAGCUCCAUUCGCCGCACAUCCGGCGCAAGAUCUCGCCGCACGAUGGCCGGACGGCCCAGCAGUUUCCGGUCUUCUCGCCGAGCACAGCUGCCGCAGCGGCCGCCGUCGCCGGACGACUUCCGGUGGCCUUUCCUGGACUCCUGCCACCACCACCGCCGCAUCAUGGCCAUCAUCCGUAUGUGAUGUUUGGCGGACAGGCAGCGGGCUUGCAUGGCCUGGGCCUGCUCUCCUCCUCCUCCUCGUCGGGCUGCCAGGAUACGGACUCCGGUUCGGUGGACAAUGAGCAGGAGGCCGAUCCGGAGGAUGAGGGCGACUUUGUGUAUGUGGACAUGCAGGCAAAUAGCUCCAGUCCGGCGGCCUCUAGCGAGGAUCAUGAGGAGGACAACGAGCAUGAGCAUGAGCAAAUCGAGGAUCAGGAUGAGGAGAUGCACUGCAGCCUAAGCCUGGCCAGCAGUAGUAGCACCACUGCCGCCGAUGAAGAGCGGGCUGAUCAGCCUUUGGACUUUAGCCUGCACAAGCGACGCAAGUCCGAGCAGGAUCAGGAAUCAGUGGAAAAGGAGCAGGACAGGGAACGAGAGGAGGAACAGGAUCUGGAGGAGGAAAGGGAGCAGGAACAGGAGCUGGAGCGCGAGAAGCGCUCUCCCAGUGAUGCCUUCUCCAUGGACCAGCUGUUGGGCAAGCGGAAGCGCCACGACAGCAACGCCUCCAGUUCCGCUGGAUCCACCACAAACGCCGCCGCCUCCUCCACCGCUGCCGCCGCUGCCAGGUCCUCCUCCUCCCCCAAUUCCAGCAUAAAUCUCCCCCAGACGAGCAUCAAAAUGGAACUGGAUCUGGAGAGUGACAAUGCCUACUUGUCCAGCCGGCGGCCAAUGCUGCCGCUGCCCGUUUUGGACCUGGAUGAGCGGCACCACUUGCGUCUCCUGCAGACCCAGAUGUUUGCCGCCGCAGCCGCCGCGGCUGCCUCCAGCCAGGCGCCACCACCCACCGCCUUCCUGCCGGCCGGUUCACCCGUCGAUCUGGCCAAGGACUCGCCGCCCAUGUGGAGCCUCCUGUCCGAGGUGUACCGCUCCAUGCUGCUGAAGACGCAGCACCAGCAGUACAGCCAACACCACCACCACCAGCAGCAGCAGCUACAGCAGCACCACCACCAGCAGGAGCAGCUGCACCACCACCUGACCCUCAGUCACCACCACUUGAACCACCACCAGGAGCAGGCGCUCAACCAUCAUCUGGGUCACCAUCAGCACCACCAACAGCAGCCGCAGCAACAGUCGCCGGCGGCCACGAAUGCGCCGAUUUCCGUCUAAUCUCUGGAUGGCAAAUUCUAGAGAUUCCAUCGCUGCAGCGAUUUCUAGAUGAUUUCCUUAGUCAAAUUUGUUUUUCUUUCUUUUUUUUUUUUGUAUCUUAAGAGGAAUACAUUGGAUGUUGGGGUGCUGGUUGGGAGGAGUAGGUGGUGGUGGGGCCGUGCCAAAGCUGGACCAUUAAAUGGCUGGCACUCCUCCUCAGGCACGACCCUGCCACGCCCACCUGCCGCCUACGCCCGCCCCUCCAAACUGAAAGAAAAAAAAGAAACUGGAAUUGCUCCGAAACUAAGCUUUUUCUGCUCGUACAUGUGUUAUAUGGAAUUUUUUUUGAACCCUAUGUAUAAUGUAUAAUGUAUACCGUAGUGCGACAUCUAAGUGUAUAGUAUUCAAUCCGUUCCUCAGUGAGUGUUUGAUGAGUAAAUGUGAAUGUAUGAAUGAGUGUGCGAAUGUGUGCGUAUAGGAUUGCGAGAUCCACAUAGUCUGUCAUCUGAGAAAAGCGGGCUGGGCAGUGCAGAAGCGGGGUUUCAAGGAACGGAUUCGGUUUCCCUGCCCCCUCGAUCGAUCGGUGUACAACGAAGUAUUUGAUAUUUAUAACGAAAUAUAUAUUAUGAAUGCAUAUAUUAAAUAGUUUUAAGACAAUUUUUUUCGUAGCCAAUAAAAACUAUGUAUUGUAUAACUUGGAUGUACUAACACAGCAAGCGAAUUCUAUUGAAACAUAUCCCGUGUGUUAAAAAGAAA